CUUUCACUCCAUCCGCGAUUAAUUACGAAGACGAUUGUGUACGCGCAGCGCUUCUAUUUACUCAACUGCUUCGCCCGCCGAAAGAUAAAGAAACUACCAAAGUGCCUACGAUUCACACCGUAUCUUAUCGCGAACACUCUAUUGAUCGCUCACCAUACACCGCGCUCGCCUCGCCUUAAACGGACGACAGAACCAGCCUUAUUGUUCAAUUUAACUUUAAAACGUUAUUGUGGCCGCGAUGUUACCGGUGAAGUCAUAAUGUGCGCCGUAUAAAAAUAGAACCGUGCGUUUACAGGAAAAUAGUGUCAAUAACAAAAGUGUUGCGGUUUGUAAUCGAGCGGAAAUGGCGGCCAAAUCGCCUACAUUAAGUUUGAAGUCGCGGGAAAUCAUCGGUGUGGAUCAGUUCAGUCAGCGCCGCGAAGUGUUCGACAAACACGACACCGUGUUCCUCCCGCUGCCGUCGCCCACCAACCUGGCGCCCUCUUACGUCGAAGUCGAGCCUAUAGUCACGUCAAACCACGGAAAGACUACCACCAAUUUCAAACGUAACAGCCCUGGAUAUUCAAGCAUGAAGGAAUCGCGAAUGGACAACUCGGAUGUUUUCGAAUUCCGAACACGUAAAUAUUCCGACAAUUUCACUUCGGAGUCGAACCAGGAUGACGAUGUGGAUUACAGGCGGAGCAUGACUGAGCGAACUCGGCGAUUAUCCAAGUUACGACGAGACUUCUUAACUUCCAACUUACACGAGCCCAGCAACGAUGGCUCAUUCACACGCGCCGGCACCCGCGCUUCCAUGCCGGUAAGAAGCGGCUCCAUAAACUACAAGAUAGAGAGUCCCAAUUUGUAUAAAUUUCCAUUUGCGGAGCGAAUCGCAACUCCACCUUCAGUGCGCAAAGUUACCGUGGACUUAGGUCCGUCGGAAGUCGAUAGUGGAAAAGAGAACCAAGAUCCUGAGUUUAGAUCCAAAAUCGUCAGCUUGCCAGAUACUGAUGCUUUGAAGAAACUAGACCAUCAAAAGAUGUUCGAGGAACUUGUAAAACGAUAUUCGCCACAACGCAAGCCGGUCGACUGGAAGAUACCUCCCACCAAACCCAGGAUAGUAGAUUCAGUUCCUAAACUAACCACACCCAGCAUGGCGAGCCAAGAGAGCUCGGAUAGUAAGAAACAAAUAGAUGAUAAGACAGUCAAACCAGAAGAUGAAGAUGUUUUCCAGAAGAAGCCUGAAAAUGAAGUAAGUUUAGUUAUUGAAGAGAACGAAGUAGAAUCAAAGGACACCCGUAAUGGGUCCGAGAUUAUUAUACAAGAAGCAGAUGAUAACAAAGAAAGAGAGUCUAAAAUAUCUCUGACAGAGCUAGCUGAGAAGAACGAUGAAGUGCCAGAAUUAUCGACAUUCACUCGACAAAUUAGCAAGGAAUCGGCUAAAAGGCCACCUUUAGACAAAAUAGUUGAUUUAACGAUCCCCGAUUUGCUAGAGAAGAUGAAUGUGGAAGGCGAGAACUUAGAGCACAAGAAAGACCAGAAAAAGGUGAAACGGAAGAGAAGUUUUCUGGACAAACUACUCGGGCGUAAUAAAAAGGAUAAAGUUAUAGUUGGUAAUAAUGGUAAUGAUAUAUAAUAAUAUAGUCGCUGCGUUGCACCUACUACACCUGCCAAAGACUAUCAAGAGUAUCAAGGUUGAUUGGUGAUAAAAUGAUGAUGUCAAAGUUUACAUAUAAGAAUAUUUUAAUACAUAUUGAAGCGGUAGUAUUUUCGAUAA
Molecule: messenger RNA, 1756 nt
Organism: Cydia amplana
Lineage: Eukaryota; Metazoa; Arthropoda; Insecta; Lepidoptera; Tortricidae
Exons: 1
Coding region: 344-1615 (423 amino acids)
Source: RefSeq, a predicted model, not a curated record